AUGAAAAAUUCGUUUUCAAUUGAUACAAUAAUCGAUAUAAAUAAUAAUCAGCAACAUUCAUCGUCUGUAUCGAAACGUAGUUCAAUAGUGUCCACAGAAACAAAUCGUCAUAUAAAAUUCAAUGAUGAUUAUGAUGAAAAACAAGGAAAAAGACAAACUUUAACACAUAUCGAUUUUAUUCAUGCAUCUGAAAAUGAAAUUCUCCAACGAUAUUUAUUCUAUUUUGACCAAUAUUUACCGAAAUAUAUCAAUGAAUAUUUCACUAAUGAAAUCGAUAUUGAAAACUAUCAAUUAAGUAAUUCACGUAUGCAUCAUAAAGAUGAUGUUGAAUUAUAUCAUUUAAAACGAAUACAAAUGAUAUUUGAAAGUAUUGAAACGGCUGAAAAGUUUCCUACGGAUAGAGAUAUUAUUAUUAGUAUUGAUGCUUUUCAUAUUUAUAUUGAGAAUUUACUUAAAAAACAAUUUUUUAUUAACGAUUGUAAAACUGAACAGCAAUCGAAUAAAAAUGAAUUUUCAUCAAUGAUUGAUAUCAAUUAUAGUGAUCUAUUUACAAUGAUUUUAAUUUCAUUCAAUCACGUAUGCCAUUCUACGUUGAAUAGAAUUAAACCAUCAAAAAUGGCUGAAAUAUUAAUCAUUCUUUUUCACGAUAUUUUUUCCAAUAUGAAAGAUAAUUCAUCGAAAAAAACUUUAGCAUUGUUAAUUGAAAAUUAUCAUCGUAUUUCUGAUUCAACCCCAAAACAUAAACCUAUUUCAUCCUUAUCAACAAUAGAAAAUUUAACAAAUGAUUUCAGAGAUGAAACUUUAUUUUCGCUAGAUAAUUUUCUGAAAUCUAUUGAAAAAUCAACAAUAAAAUGUUCACAUAAUAUUGAAUUAUUUAAUUGUAAUUACAUUCCCGAUGAAACCAAAAAUUUACUUUUAAAAAUAUUCUCUACAUCAAAUUAUGAAAAAUAUUCGUUUGAAAAUCAUGAUGAUUGUAUACAAGUAUUUCUUAAUAUUUUACAAAAGCAGUUUUAA
Rotaria socialis is the source of this 1014-nucleotide messenger RNA. Lineage: Eukaryota; Metazoa; Rotifera; Eurotatoria; Philodinida; Philodinidae. The record is from the annotation of a GenBank genome assembly.